This is a messenger RNA of Aspergillus viridinutans, 1722 nucleotides long. RefSeq names its product xylulokinase. The transcript has 2 exons. The record is from RefSeq and is a predicted model, not a curated record. Gene Ontology annotation, cellular component: cytosol. NCBI's taxonomy places the organism in Eukaryota, Fungi, Ascomycota, Eurotiomycetes, Eurotiales, Aspergillaceae. Gene Ontology annotation, biological process: D-xylose metabolic process; xylulose metabolic process. Bases 1 to 1722 code for a protein of 573 amino acids. Gene Ontology annotation, molecular function: D-xylulokinase activity.
AUGACUUCUCAGGGCCCUCUAUACAUUGGGUUCGACCUCUCCACACAGCAGCUGAAGGGCCUGGUGGUCAACCCAGAGCUGAAGGUGGUACACGUCUCCAAAUUCGACUUCGAUGCCGAUUCCCACGGGUUCUCGAUCAAAAAGGGCGUGCUCACCAACGAGGCGGAGCAUGAGGUCUUCGCACCCGUUGCACUGUGGCUGCAAGCCCUGGAUGGCGUGCUGGAGGGUCUGCGGAAACAAGGACUAGAUUUUAGCCGUGUCAAGGGAAUCAGCGGCGCGGGACAGCAGCAUGGUAGCGUUUACUGGGGCGAGAAUGCGGAGAGCCUCCUCAAGUCCCUGGAUUCGAGCAAGUCGCUGGAGGAACAGCUCAGUGGAGCUUUUUCGCACCCCUUUAGCCCGAACUGGCAGGAUGCUAGUACUCAGAAGGAGUGUGAUGAAUUUGAUGCUUUCUUGGGAGGUCCUGAGCAGUUGGCUGGGGCGACGGGAAGCAAGGCGCAUCAUAGAUUCACCGGUCCUCAGAUUCUCCGAAUGCAGAGGAAAUACCCCGAGGUCUACAGGAAGACGGCGAGAAUCUCGCUUGUGUCUUCGUUCCUUGCUUCCUUGCUCUUAGGUCACAUUGCGCCCAUGGACAUCUCGGACGUCUGCGGCAUGAACCUAUGGGAUAUCAAGAAGGGUGCUUACCAUGAGAAACUCCUUGGACUUUGUGCGGGACCAUUCGGCGUAGAGGAUCUCAAGCGGAAGUUAGGUGACGUCCCGGAAGAUGGAGGUCUACGUCUUGGAAAGAUCAAUCGAUAUUUCGUUGAGCGGUUUGGGUUCAGCUCAGACUGUGAGAUUCUCCCUUCGACUGGCGACAACCCGGCUACCAUACUUGCCCUGCCCUUGCGUCCGUCCGAUGCUAUGGUGUCUCUGGGAACUUCGACUACUUUCCUCAUGUCUACUCCAAGCUACAAGCCAGACCCUGCAACACAUUUCUUCAACCACCCCACCACCCCUGGACUCUACAUGUUCAUGCUCUGCUACAAGAACGGCGGCCUUGCGCGCGAAUAUGUUCGUGAUGCAAUCAAUGAGAAAUCGGGCAGCGGCGCGUCCCAGUCGUGGGAGAGCUUCGACAAGAUCAUGCUUGAGACGCCCCCGAUGGGCCAGACGACAGAAUCAGACCCCAUGAAAAUGGGCCUAUUUUUCCCCAGACCAGAAAUCGUGCCAAAUGUCCGGUCCGGACAGUGGCGUUUCACCUACGACCCAGCCAGUGAUACGCUGACUGAAACCAACGACGGAUGGAACAAGCCGUCAGACGAGGCGCGGGCUAUUGUGGAGAGCCAGAUGCUAUCGCUGCGCUUGCGGUCCCGAGGUCUUACCCAGAGCCCUGGCGACGGACUGCCUCCCCAGCCACGUCGUGUCUACCUCGUUGGAGGAGGUUCGAAGAACAAAGCUAUUGCUAAGGUAGCUGGAGAGAUCCUGGGAGGAAGCGAUGGAGUUUACAAGCUGGAUGUCGGAGAUAAUGCCUGCGCUUUGGGCGCAGCAUACAAGGCUGUGUGGGCUAUUGAGAGAAAGCCCGGCCAGACCUUCGAAGACCUGAUUGGUCAACGGUGGAGAGAGGAAGAGUUCAUUGAGAAGAUUGCAGAUGGAUAUCAAAAGGGUGCCUUCGAGAAGUACGGCAAGGCUGUUGAAGGGUUUGAGAAAAUGGAACAGCAGGUGUUGAAACAGGAGGCGGCCAAGAAGUAG